This is a messenger RNA of Phragmites australis (common reed), 1992 nucleotides long. Its product is annotated as squamosa promoter-binding-like protein 2. The coding region runs from base 677 to 1831 and encodes 384 amino acids. Gene Ontology annotation, cellular component: nucleus. Lineage: Eukaryota; Viridiplantae; Streptophyta; Magnoliopsida; Poales; Poaceae. Gene Ontology annotation, molecular function: DNA binding. The record is from RefSeq and is a predicted model, not a curated record. The transcript has 3 exons.
GUGCAGCUGAGGGAGAGGUGAGGUGGUGAGGUGCCCCUCUUGGCAAUUAUUGCCACCAUCGGAGUUUGGAGUCCUCCAAUAGGAGUCUAUUCCUCCUCCUGUGCUGUCUUCAGCCUCUUCCCCCAUCUAUAUCUCUUCACGACUUCACCAGUCCUGCUUGCUCAGGCUUAUUGGGGGUUGGUGCCUGCUUCCUCCGGCCGUCCUCUUGCUGCUUUUAACCACUGUAGCUAGCUUACUGUGAGCCUGAUCCGUUCCCGGUGGGUGGUUGGCUUCAUCAGAUACCUGUUCUUGGAUUCUUAAUUGCAUGCUGUUGCCGUGAUCUCUUUCUGCUUCUCUUCUCGCUCUAUCCAUUCUUCCUUUUUUUUUUCCUGCAGUCCUGCUAAGCUUUUGCUUGCAAUCAACUUUUCUUUUUGGUGUGUGUACUCUUGGGAGAGGAGGGAAAGAGAGAGAGGCCAGGCGGUGAGCAGUAGUUGUCUGAGACGAACUGCUUCUGUUCACGCAGCAGUAGAGCUGCAAGAAUUAAAGCCUUUUUCAGCAACCAUUUCAAGCAGCCAUCGCUAGCCAGGGCAAGCAAGAAACCGGCCAUUCUCGGUGAGUCCCAAGAAGAGAAGAUCCCGAGAUAUAUAUACGUGUGUACUAGUAGUGGUGGUGUUCGUAGUUUUCGUGCGUUCUUGUCAUGGAUUGGGACGCCAAGAUGAUGCCCUCUUGGGACCUCGGCACGGUGGUCGGCCCGAGCAGCGGAGGCGGAGUCGUUGCCGGCGGUGGCAGCGCGCUGGACCUGAAGCUGGGCGGCCCGACGAGCUGGAAGGCGGCGGCCGCGGCCGCGGCGGCUCCGUUGCCGCCUCCGUCGUCGUCCUCGCCGGCGAAGCGGCCGCGGGCGGGGCAGGCGCCGCGGGCGGGGCAGGCGCCGCAGGCGGUGCCGGCGUGCUCGGUGGAGGGGUGCGCGGCGGACCUGUCCAUGUGCCGAGAGUACCACCGCCGGCACAAGGUCUGCGAGGCACACUCCAAGACGCCCGUCGUCACCGUCGCCGGCCAGCAGCAGCGCUUCUGCCAACAGUGCAGCAGGUUUCAUUUGCUCGGGGAGUUUGAUGAGGUGAAGAGGAGCUGCAGGAAGCGCCUUGACGGGCACAACAGGCGCCGCCGGAAGCCGCAACCGGACCCUCUGAACCCUGGCAGCUUGUUCGCUAACCACCAUGGAGUGACAAGAUUCUCAUCGUACCCGCAGUUCUUCUCCACGUCAUCCAUGGCAGAGCCCAAAUGGCCGGCCACCGUCGUCAAGACAGAGACCGACGCGUUCCACGACCAGUACUACCCGGCCGUCCACCUCAACAACGGGGCGGCCUCUCUCUUCCACGGCAAGGACAGGAAGUACUUCCCGUUCUUGACACACCAUGGCAGCGGCGACGCGCCUGCGCCCUUGGGCUGCCAGCCGUUCACCAUCACCCCUUCCUCAGACAGCAGCAGCAAGCAGAGCAACGGAUACUGUGCUCUCUCUCUUCUGUCAGACAACCCGACACCGGCACAGAUCAUGAUCCCCACCACACAGCCCCUCGGCGCGGCGCUGCAGUACGGCAAUGUGGCACGGCUGCCUAACGCCGGCGACGUCUCGCUCACCGGGAUGUCUUAUGCUAGUGUUGGAGGCAAGCACACAUCCAUUCUGGCCACAUCUACUAGUCACUAUGCUGCUGCAGCUGCUGUUUCUUCUCCUGCUCCGGCCAGCGCAGCUGCCACUCAGCUGCAGUACCACGGUUACUACCAUGUGAGUGGUGGUGAUCAGGGCAACCCAGAUGGUGCCGCCGCCAUUCAGGCCCUUCCCUUCUCAUCGUGGUAGAGGAGUUCCCAACCAGGUGUUCUCAUCAAUCAGUUGCUAGGCAGUUGCUCUUGUUGUUCACUAAAUAUGUCAGUCAUAAUAGUAGUCUUGAUGAUACUGAAAACGUCGACAAGAAAUGUUCAUUUUUUUCAACUUAUCGUGAUAGUUCUAAUUUAUGGAAA